Molecule: messenger RNA, 1690 nt
Organism: Engraulis encrasicolus (European anchovy)
Lineage: Eukaryota; Metazoa; Chordata; Actinopteri; Clupeiformes; Engraulidae
Exons: 2
Coding region: 637-1674 (345 amino acids)
Source: RefSeq, a predicted model, not a curated record
CCUGAGCUCCCCAGAAGGUUUCCUACAACCACGGGGGGAGUUCUCAGUUUCUUCCUCGAAAUGACACUGACUUGACAGUCUCGACACGCAAGUUAACCUGGAGAUAUACACAAAUCUGGAAACGAUCAGGUUGGCAGUGGAAAUCAGCGCUCAGUGAUCCAUUCCUCCCCAAGGCUGUUGAGGACUCCUCUUCAUUACUGACAUCUGACAUGUUUUGAAGCUGAUUUUGAGGAUCCUCCUCCUUGAUGCCUUCGCUACAGCACCUCCUGGAUCUGACAGCAAGCCAUGUCAGCCGGCGUCUUCAUCAGAGAACAUGGGGAGCUGCUUUGACCCUCUGACGUUGUCGUACAGCAGUGACACCACAGGUGGUCUAUUGAAGAACUACAGAGGCCAGCAACUACCUGUACAACAGUGGUGUAGUCUACUUUUUUAUGGUGGGUAUACUGUAUAUUUGAGCAUUUUUUGAAGUGGGUAUACUGUAAAUAUUUGUGCUAUUCAAAACAAUGGAUGAAUCAAUUUUAAGUGGGUACACUGAAAUCCCUGAAAUUUAGAAGUGGGUAUACUCCGUAUACCCGCGUUCAACGUAGACUACACCACUGCUGUACAACAACAGCAACAACAACAUCAACAUCAACUAUGCAACCAGAGCAGGUGAUAGCCAUGGGGGCUCUUCAGAUCCCAUCCCAGCCCGUGUAUGUGCUAACCGGUCACGCUAUGGACCAGGACCACGCCAGCCUGCAGCCUUCACAGGGACAGAGCCAGCUCUCCCCGCCCCUGGCCACCUCUUCCUCCUCCUCUUCCUCCUCCUCCUCCUUCUCAUCCUCCCAGGCCUCCUGCAUGGUCUCGGUCCUGCCGGCCAGCUGCUCCAGACUAGAGGUGGCGGUGGUGGUGUCUCUGUUGACGGCGGCUGCCAUCGCCAUCCUGGUGCUGCUGUAUUGCGUCCUGGUGCUCCGGUACAAGCUGAAGGUGGCCCAGGCCAGACACGCUAUGGAGUACUGGGGCUUCUUCCGCUCGGCUAGUUACGACCUGAAGGAGCCUGGCUUGCCGGAGGUGUUCCCCGUGCCUGUGUCUGUGACGGUGCCGCUGCCCGUGCCGUUGGCGGACAUAACACCUGGUGCGAAUGGCACGGCGUUGCAUCAUACGGUUGACUCUAAGCCACAGCAGCAGAGUACGCCACUACCUCCAUCUCCACGGCCUCCUCCAUCUCCUCCUCCAUCCCCACCUCCACCUGUGCGUCCUGCCGCCCAGGAGAAUCCGUCGCCUCCUCCGUAUUCAGAGCCAGCGUCAUCGGAGGUCUCAGGUGCAAGCUCGGGCUUUUCUCCUCCAUGUUUCUCCACCCAGCUGGAGGCACCGCUCGCCGUGCCGCGGCCCGUCGCCAUGAGGGCCUCGCCUGGGGUGUCCCCCGUGCUGCGUCCCGCCUCCACCCCCAGCAUACCUUUCCCGUCCCUACCGCGGCCCCUCCACCCGUUGCCUCCCCCGCCGACCCCACCGAGACCCCUCUCGGCCCACCCCUUACCCCACCCUUACAUGGACAACUCCCCCCCCAGCCCCUACCUGUCCUGGGGAGCGUGCUCGGACGUGGACGUGUACGCCAGCGUCGGCUCCAUGAGACUCUCAAGGACUUCCAGUGGAAGCCAAACCCAGGUGAUUCUGUUUGAACAUUCCGCUGUGUGAAUUCAUGACAUGCCUU